AAAAAAAAAAUUGUCCAAUGCCUCGGUCUGCCCCCGUUUGCAGCCUUCUCGUUAAGCUUUGGCGGGGCUUAACAUCGCGCGGUAGCGAUCUGUGGCUCUGUAAUACUUAGAUGACAGUUGAGGUAUCCAUACCUUCCUCUGGAAAUGCACCCCCCACUGACUUUACACAGGCAUCCUAUGUGCGCUGAGAUUAUCGAAGAAUUCCAGAAGUGCCAUUUAGACCACCCUGUCAAGAAGUUCUUCGGAGAGUGCACAGACCUUAAAAUCAAACUAGAUCGCUGCUUCCGACAAGAGAAAGCCUUGAAGAGAAAGGCAAACUUUGAAGAAAGCAAGAAAUUUAAAGAACAGCUGCAGGCCUACAAAAGAGAAAUUGCAGAGAAAAACCAGGAAUAAGAACUUGGAACAAAGGUCAAGGAACUAAAGGUGGAUGCUCUUUAUCUGUGGCAGGAUGUCCUCAAUUGCGUCAAGUGUGCUUGAACUGUAUUGCUUCUAGAAAAACUUCCGCAUGAUGAGUGGCAGCUAAAACCAGCAGCUAGAGGUUUACGUUCUUCAUUGAUUCUAAGAUGUGCUGCUUUUUCCCUGUUCAUCCAUGCUUAUGUAAUAACAAUGAAGCUUUGUAUCAUACAUAGACAUAUCACUUUAUUGCUUAAUUCAAGCAGUUUUAUUAAGAAUUUAAUCUGCCCUAUACUUUCACUAUUUAUGCUAUAUAUUUGGUUUGCCUAUCUUUUGAAAUUUGUACAUUUUUUCUUGAACGGAAAUUUGUACAUUCAAAUUGGCUAGUUAUUUGCUUGAUCUGAUUAAUGUGUUUGCUGUUUGAUUUAAACAUAUCACAGCCAGCUAUAUUUGGUCACACAGACAAAUCAAACCAACCUUCCAGUUAUAAUAGAAUUCAGUUUUAUUUUCGUAACAAUUUACACUGUGUGAGAAUCAUCAUUAUGAAAUUGGGAUAGAAGAUCUUAUUGAUCUCAUUAAGAUUUUUAACAGCAUGUGGUUGUGGGGGCUAUUCAUCACCAAAAAUUUGUAAAUGUCCUAGGACUUCCAAUUUUAAAGCCUUUGAAGCUUUGGAUACCAGCAUGGAUAUUCACCUGCUGUUAAUACUGUUGACAUUGUUGAGUUAGGUGGGUAUAGUCGUAUAGAGAGCAAUGUCUCGGUUGCUUCUAAUCCUUACUGCCAUCUGGCUUGAAGACUGAACUUUAUCACAGGGAUAGGAGACUUGGCACUCAUCUGCAAUAGUGUUCGGAUCUAUUUUUCUACUACAGCAUCAAGCCACCCACUGAUGAGCUUGGGGGUCAUGCCUUGGCCAACGCUUUGUUCAGGCAUCUCAUAGGAGGAUUUUUUCCCCAACCCUUUCAGAAUUUCCAAUGUUCAUAAUUCAGGUUACUUUAUGUGGUUAUGCCUCUCAUUAACCUUCAUUUUGGAAUCCAAAAAUGAGGUUUUGCUAAUCCUGAGUACUGCUAAACUGCAUACGCAAGAGUUUGACCUUGAUUCUAUAAAUUCCAUGACAUCAUUUAUGUUACUUGGUGUUUAUUGUCUCAUAACUACUAAAUUGGAAUCUUACCGAUUUUUUUUUUUGACACUCAUGGGCCAAUCUAUGCCGAGAAUAAUUUUCUUUCACCAUAUAUUGGUCUCACGCUCGUACAUGUUUUAGGCAAGGUACUGCUCUAGCAUGUGUUCGACUUCAUUGGAGGAGCUCUCUGUCAAGCUAUAGUUCCAUAGUUUUAUAUUUGCAUUUAUACGGAAUGGUGGUUAGUUCUUGGUUACCCCAUGACACAAGGUUGUGAUACAUUUAGCUCCAAAUACUGAUUGUUUCCUUCUGUCUCAUUCCGAUUAGGAACCUGAUGAUAUAUUAGCUGAAGGAGCCAUGGAUUCAGCUCAAGCUUGAGAAUAGUUCUCUGGUGGGGAAGACAUGAUCAAUUGCGCAGCUUGAAGCAGUGGUAUCCUACAUCUGGCGAUGAAACAACUAAGGUCUUUCGACACAGAAGUGCUCUUUUGGCAAAUCAGGAGCAUCAGCAAGAGGUCACCACUCACCACCAUUUAGUCAUGGAUUCACCAGGAAUGCAAUCACUGUAGCACCUGCUAAUAACAAGAGAUCACUGGUGAAUUGGCUGGAAAUGCGCAGUGGUUAGCAUCCCAGUGUCAGUCCUUGAGGUGGGCAAUAGGGAGGCAAAGCCUCUCUCACUAUUCAUGUGGUAUCUGCCUCUGCCUGGGAAGGAGCACGUUCCACAGGUGUGGAUUUUUUCGAGCAGGAUGUUGUUCGCAAGUUAAUGUCGAUUUGCUAGGAUGUUCAUAAUCUAAGAGCAAGAGAUACUGCUCCUGGGGCCGCCGAUAGAAGCAUUGGUAGCUCGUAUGCUGUUCUUGCCACCGUUAAUAUUUGCUACGAUAAUAUAGCAUUCCCAAGGCUUAUUGUUUGUUUACACGGUGAUGCAAUGUCAGUCUGGGUCUUUUCUUUUUCUUAA
This is a messenger RNA of Panicum virgatum (switchgrass), 2456 nucleotides long. RefSeq names its product COX assembly mitochondrial protein 2 homolog. Bases 145 to 393 code for a protein of 82 amino acids. The transcript is spliced from 4 exons. Gene Ontology annotation, cellular component: mitochondrion. The record is from RefSeq and is a predicted model, not a curated record. NCBI's taxonomy places the organism in Eukaryota, Viridiplantae, Streptophyta, Magnoliopsida, Poales, Poaceae.